Messenger RNA from Alosa alosa (allis shad), 2804 nucleotides. Its product is annotated as two pore channel protein 2-like. The transcript has 25 exons. Gene Ontology annotation, biological process: transmembrane transport; monoatomic ion transport. The record is from RefSeq and is a predicted model, not a curated record. Gene Ontology annotation, cellular component: lysosomal membrane. Bases 152 to 2422 code for a protein of 756 amino acids. NCBI's taxonomy places the organism in Eukaryota, Metazoa, Chordata, Actinopteri, Clupeiformes, Clupeidae. Gene Ontology annotation, molecular function: monoatomic ion channel activity; voltage-gated channel activity.
GUUGAGGACACUAUAGGCAGGCUUACUUACUAAAUGGAACCGGUUGGCUAAAAUAUGGUAGCCUAAAUCAGCUUGGUAGCCUACUUCUUAGAUUAGGCCUACUUGUAAGCACAGUAGGUUCUGCAGCCUAUUGUGGCAUUGAAGGGACUCAAUGGAAACGUCACCACUUCUCCAAAGAGGCAUAUUAAAACAGGCAAACGGUCAUGGAACCAACGCAAAUUUCAACCCCAGGACAAGGCGCUCGUCGAUUUGGUUGCCACACUGUGUGGACCUCUAUAUCCGACAGGCAGUUGUGCUGAUUGAGGAUGCCAUAAACUACCGCUCCAUAAAACAUUACAUGGAUUCCAGAUCCCUUAAACUAUACAGGUGGUACUACUCCAGAACAUGGCAAUGGGUGCUGAAUGUCAUGAUAGUUUUCAUCCUUGGCCUUGCCUUCAUAGAGAGACCUUCCUCCCUGUCCGUGACCUCUGACCUACGCUACAAAGCGUGCCCCUGGGAAGCCCCGUGUGGCCUCACUGAGACCAUUGAGAUGCUCUGCUUUCUUACCUUCACGCUCGACUUGACUGCAAAGAUCUACCUGAUUGGUUGGGGAGAGUUUUGGAAAUGCAGAUGGCUGAUAGGCUACAUGGUGGUUAUUGCAUUCUCUUUCAUGGACUGGACAUUAUCCUGGACCAUGCUUUGUAAAGAGCAUAAUAUUAGAUGCAGAAGACUACUAAGGCCAUUCUUCCUCUUGCAAAAUUCAUCACUGAUGAAGAAGACUUUGAAAUCCAUCAAACGCACUCUACCAGAAAUUAUGAGUGUGUUCUUGCUUGUAGUCCUGCACCUGUGUCUAUUCACUAUAUUUGGAAUGCUGCUGUUCACCAGACAAGAGGAGUCAGAGACCAACACAGAGUGGGAGUCUUAUUUUAGGAACCUUCCUCAGUCUUUCACAUCUUUGCUGGUUCUUCUCACUACAGCAAAUAAUCCAGAUGUGAUGACCCCAGCAUACUCUUCAAACAGAAUCUACUCUCUAUUUUUCAUCCUCUUCAGUGGUUUCGGAACAUUCUUUUUGAUGAACCUGCUGACUGCCAUCAUCUAUAAUCAGUUCAGAGGAUAUUUACUAUUGUCCAUCCAGACGUCCAUCUUGAGAAGGAGGAUGGGAAUCAGAGCUGCCUUCGAGCUGCUCAGCUGCCAGCAGCCAGCGCUCACUCUCUCUGAUGAUGACAUGAUUGAAUGUGUGCAGGUGAAGACACUGAUGAAGGUUCUGAGACGAGUCAAGAUGGAUUCCUACUACCGCCAGGCCAUCAUUAAAAAAGCACUGCAGUCCCAUAAUGGUCACAUUGAGAGAGAAGCCUUUCAGAUGUUAUUUGAUGAACUGGACAAAGACAGGAUCAAAGAGCACCCUCCAGCUCCAGAGUACUCCUCGGUGAUUCUGCGCAAACUGCAGCGUGUGCUCAGUCAUGGUGUCAUCACUGUGGGUGGGAAUGCUGUAGCUUUGGCUAACAUCAUCUGCAUCUGUACUAUCCUUGUGAUUGACUCAAGAAAGACCUUGUCUCAACGAGAUGACUACUAUUUGGAGUUAAUCAACUGCUUCUUCAUUCUGUGCUACCUGCUGGAGAUGAUACUGAAAAUAAUUUCUUUGGGAUGGAGAGGCUACUUUUCCCAUGGAAGUAACAUUUUUGACGGAUUUCUAACUGUACUGUUACUGAUCCUUCAGAUAUGUGUCUUUGCCACUUAUAGACUUCCAUAUCCCAGCUGGAACCCUGCCAAGAAAGGAAUGCUCCCUCUGUAUGAAAUGGCACAUCUGGUCAACAUGCUGAUCGUUGUCCGCUUUUUGAGGAUUAUCCCUAACAUAAAGCUUAUGGCUCUGGUGGCCAGCACCCUUAUGGAUUUGGUGAAGAACUUGAGAGCUUUUGUUGGCAUUUUAGUGGUUGUCUUUUAUGUCUAUGCAAUCAUUGGAAUUUGGCUCUUCAAGGGAGUGAUCGUGUCUCCCACUAAUAUAAGCUGCAGUCAUUCUCAAAUAAGGAAAUACAGUGCCAACGUUUCAGUUGCAUGUGGGUCAUAUGAACAACUUGGCUACUGGGCAAACAACUUUGAUGACUUUGCUUCAUCUCUAGUUCUACUCUAUAACAUCAUGGUGGUGAACAACUGGCAGGUUUUUUUCGAGGCCUACUCCAGACACACCUCAGAAUGGUCAAAGAUUUACUUUAUUGCCUGGUGGCUCACCUCUUCAGUCAUGUGGGUGAAUCUGUUUGUGGCUCUGAUCAUAGAGAACUUCAUCUAUAAGUGUGACAGGAGUCAUGGGUCUUCCGUGUCUGACAUGAGCCUGACUGACUUUGAGACGACUGUGCAGCUGAUGUUCAGAGAACAUAUCCCAGAGCCCACAGAAGAGGAGAUCAUUAGCAGGCUUCAUGAGAACCCCCAUCUUCACCUUACUCUGUAAUGCACCUUACGAAGAAAGCUAAGUACACUUUCAGCUUAACUGUAGUGUAUUACAGGAUUCUUUCAGUCUGUACCUGUCUUACAAACCACACAAGUGUACGGUCUCUAACACUAAUAGCACUAAUUUACCUGCUGUGAAGAAAUAAUAUGAUAAAUCUUGUGUUCUCUGUCUUAUAUAUUUAAAAAUAAUAUUAUUUAAUCUUUUUAUUGAAAUUGAAAAUGCCACUCCAUUUAGUGUAGGAAGUUGCUGUUCUGGUUAUAUAGGUAAUCCACGACUCUGUAACUGGCCUACACAUGUGGUUAAAUUCUGAAUUUGAGGUUGAGAAUCUGUACAAAGUUUAUAGAACAUUUUGACUUUUAUUAACUAAAUCUUAAUGAAACCA